GUGGUCUCAAUUUGAAGCCAGCAUUCUUCUUUGGGCGAGCAACCUGCUUUCUCAGUCCUCUCUACCAAGACACCGCGCGCGCACAGCCUCUGCCUCCCACAGGCAUGGCCAUUGUCGCAGCGUCAGGAGGAGUCGGCAUGGCCUCCACCAUCAAGCUCCAGUCUCACAAGCCAUCCUCGAAUACAACGACGACCCCGUUUCUGGGCAAGAAGCUCGCCAUCAAACUUCCCCUCAGGACCCUCGUUUCAAGCCCCAAAGCCCUCGUUCUCGCCUCGGGAGGCCACCUGAUCGAUGCGGUCAAGGACCUGUUUCUGGGUGUCGGCGUGGGCCUUCCGUGCACGGUCAUGGAGUGUGGGGACAUCAUCUACCGAAGCACACUCCCCAAGUCCAGUGGCCUGACGCUCACGGCCCCAGGUGCGGUCUUGGCUCUUGGGGCUCUUUCUUACCUGUGGGCGACUCCUGGUGUGGCUCCUGGGUUCUUUGACAUGUUUUUUCUUGCUUUUGCCGAGAGAUUGUUCAGACCCACCUUCAGGAAGGAUGAUUUCGUGCUGGGGAAGAAGUUGGGCGAGGGAGCCUUUGGUGUGGUUUAUAGGGUUUCACUGGCUAAGAAGUCUUCUUCAAAUAAGGAAGGUGACUUGGUAUUGAAGAAGGCUACUGAAUACGGUGCGGUCGAGAUUUGGAUGAAUGAACGUGUCCGAAGAGCUUGUGCUAGUAGCUGUGCCGAUUUUCUAUAUGGCUUUCUAGAGAAUUCUUCGAAGAAAGGAGGAGAAUAUUGGCUUAUAUGGCGAUUUGAAGGGGAAUCAACACUUGCAGAUUUGAUGCAGAGCAAAGAGUUCCCUUAUAAUGUAGAAACAAUGAUUCUCGGGGAGGUACAGGACUUGCCGAAAGGAAUUGAAAGGGAGAAUAGGAUCAUUCAAACUAUCAUGAGACGGAUCCUCUUUUGCCUGGAUGGUCUUCAUUCGACAGGCAUUGUGCAUAGGGAUAUUAAGCCACAGAACAUUAUAUUUUCUGAAGGUGCUCGUACAUUCAAGAUAAUUGAUCUUGGAGCAGCAGCAGAUCUCAGAGUGGGUAUCAAUUAUAUUCCGAAGGAAUUUCUAUUAGAUCCAAGGUACACUGCACCAGAACAAUACAUUAUGAGCACACAAACUCCCUCUGCACCUUCAGCUCCAGUGGCUACUGCUCUUUCCCCAGUUUUAUGGCAGAUGAAUUUGCCAGACAGAUUUGAUAUCUACAGCACUGGUCUCAUUUUUCUACAAAUGGCGUUUCCAUCAUUGAGGACCGAUAGUAGUCUCAUACAAUUCAACCGGCAGCUCAAAAGGUGUGACUACGAUCUGGUCGCAUGGAGAAGAAGCUUAGAACCCCGCGCCAGCCCCGAUCUAAGGCGGGGGUUUGAGCUGUUAGAUUUAGAUGGUGGAAUAGGAUGGGAACUUCUCACAUCAAUGGUUCGCUUCAAACCUCGGCGAAGAACUAGUGCAAAGGCAGCAUUAGCUCAUCCAUACUUCGAUAGAGAAGGAUUGUUGGUUUUAUCCUUCAUGCAGAAACUGAGGUUGCAGCUCUUUCGAGCCACGCAACAGGAUUAUGAGGAGGCUGCCAAAUGGGUAAUUCGGCUGAUGGCUAAGUCAGGGACAGAGCAGGAUGGUGGUUUCACAGAAGCUCAGCUUCAGGAGCUUAGAGAAAUGGCACCUAAACAGAAGGCAACUGCUCCAAGAAAUGCUCUAGCCUCAGCUCUCCGUCUCCAAAGGAAGAUAUUAAGAACAUUAAAUGAGAGCAUGGAUGAGCUCAACCAGCGCCGAAAGAGCCUCUGGUGGAGCCGGUGGAUCCCUAGGGAGGAAUGAAGUUUGUAAAUAUAUGCACACCUUUUCUAAUCUUCAUGUAAAUUUUGUCUAGCCAUCGUAACUAUAUCAAAGGAAUAGAGUGAUGCUCUAAGUUGAAAAGAAAUAGAUGUAGUUAAUUUUUGCUUAUUAGAAAACUGGGGUACUCUGAAUUCAUGUCUUCUGGUUCUUCAGAGUGUUAUAAAGUUGAUAAUGAUAUCAAAUACAAUCAAGUGUUUCUUGUCUAA
Syzygium oleosum is the source of this 2059-nucleotide messenger RNA. Its product is annotated as serine/threonine-protein kinase STN7, chloroplastic. The transcript has 10 exons. NCBI's taxonomy places the organism in Eukaryota, Viridiplantae, Streptophyta, Magnoliopsida, Myrtales, Myrtaceae. Bases 105 to 1835 code for a protein of 576 amino acids. Gene Ontology annotation, biological process: protein phosphorylation. The record is from RefSeq and is a predicted model, not a curated record. Gene Ontology annotation, molecular function: protein kinase activity; ATP binding.